Molecule: messenger RNA, 1176 nt
Organism: Erigeron canadensis
Lineage: Eukaryota; Viridiplantae; Streptophyta; Magnoliopsida; Asterales; Asteraceae
Product: ADP-ribosylation factor 2-like
Exons: 6
Coding region: 391-936 (181 amino acids)
Biological process (GO): vesicle-mediated transport; intracellular protein transport
Cellular component (GO): cytoplasm
Molecular function (GO): GTP binding; GTPase activity
Source: RefSeq, a predicted model, not a curated record
UUAUACUAAUUUCCAUCAUUUUGGUUCUAAGUUUGAUAUUAAAGGUGUGUUUGGCAAUGGCAUUUUAGCCGCAGUAAAGCCAUUUGCUUUAUAAACAUAACCUCAUUGUUGAGAAAAAAAAAAGGGUUAGAGUUGUCAGUUGUCAAACGGUCAUGGUCUGACACUCUUCUUAGAGAACCUCUAAGUCACUCUCAACAUUGCAUUUUCUUGGGCGGGGGAUGUUUGACUGGUUUUUCUGUUAUCACUUUUCUUGCAAAAAGUUAAUGGAACUUUGUGGGCAGAAAUGGUGUUGACAGAUGUUGUAGAAAGAAGGAAUUGUAAUUUGUAAUGAUGUGUAUUUGUGUGCGGUGUCCAGUACAAAAGUGAGUAAUUACCUGAAGCAAUAUCAAAAUGGGUCUGACUUUCACCAAGUUGUUUAGCCGAUUAUUUGCUAAGAAAGAGAUGCGGAUUUUAAUGGUAGGUCUCGAUGCUGCCGGUAAGACUACUAUAUUAUACAAGUUAAAGCUUGGGGAAAUCGUGACGACAAUUCCUACCAUUGGAUUCAACGUUGAGACUGUUGAGUAUAAGAACAUCAGCUUCACUGUUUGGGAUGUUGGUGGUCAAGACAAGAUUCGUCCAUUGUGGAGACACUACUUCCAAAACACACAGGGUCUUAUCUUUGUGGUGGAUAGCAAUGACAGGGAUCGAGUUGUUGAGGCAAGGGAUGAAUUGCACAGGAUGUUGAAUGAGGAUAAACUUAGAGAUGCCGUAUUGUUAGUUUUUGCUAACAAACAAGAUCUGCCAAAUGCCAUGAAUGCUGCUGAAAUUACUGACAAGCUUGGUCUUCAUUCACUUCGUCAACGCCACUGGUACAUUCAGAGCACAUGUGCGACAUCUGGUGAGGGGCUUUAUGAAGGGCUGGAUUGGCUCUUAAACAACAUUGCUAACAAGGCAUGAGGAUACAAACGGUUUUGGUUGCUGGUGGAGUUCUUGUGGUAGAUGUUGCGUGCUGUUUCAUUGAUGAUCUGAAGUUAUAAGUCUUUAGCAGUUUCUUGUAAAGUGGUUACUAGCGAACAUAUCAAACUAAUGUUGUUUGAUGUCCUCUCUACUUCUACUAAUAUUCUAGAACGAAACUCGUCUAUAAAUCUGAAUUCAAGUCUAAUUAUGUUCAAACAUUGACUUAUUUUGACCAGUUUU